This is a messenger RNA of Vigna angularis (adzuki bean), 1481 nucleotides long. Its product is annotated as protein IQ-DOMAIN 33. Gene Ontology annotation, molecular function: protein binding. NCBI's taxonomy places the organism in Eukaryota, Viridiplantae, Streptophyta, Magnoliopsida, Fabales, Fabaceae. The transcript has 6 exons. The record is from RefSeq and is a predicted model, not a curated record. Bases 158 to 1333 code for a protein of 391 amino acids.
AUUCAUAUUUAAUGCUUAAUAUUCUUCAUCAAGUAAGAAUGUGUCACUUUCCUUAUUAUACUUUAUCCCAUCCUAAUAAUGCACCCUACUCCACCUUUCUGCAUUGCCAUAUUAAUAUCAGUGAACCACAUUUCACUUGUGAAAUUCGAAAACUCAAAUGGGGUUCACUGGGGAAUUGGUAAGAGGUGUCUUCUCCAAAAAUCGUUCUGAUGGGUCGCAUGAAACCAAACAGGUGAAACGCAGUAGUGCUGAAAAUAGAAGAUGGUUAUCUGUUAGGUCGUACUUGUGUGGCGAUGAGUUCAAUUCAGUCCUUGCAGAGAAUGAUUCAGCUUCAGUUAAGAGCACUGAAGUCACGGUUUCCCAGUCCAUUUUGGAAGACUUGAAUGAUAAAGGAGACACCGAUAGUGAAGAAACUGUGGAGAAUGUAACACAGAAAAGGCCAAAUUCAGACUCCAAAUCAUUGACUGAGGAAGAAGCAGCAAUUCUUAUUCAAUCAGCAUUUAGAGGCUUCCUGUUGAGGCGUCAAAAUGGAGAAAUCAGAUCAGAAACAGGAAAAGAGGAGUUCAAUUUAGUAACAGAAAGUCCUGAUAGAAAGUCCUUGGGCACAUCAGUUGAAGUCCAAACUGCAAACUCCAUUGAAGUUUUCUCGGUUGAAGGAGAAGAAAAAGGCCUUUGCCACCGAAUUCAGCGCAGGACCAGAACUCAAGUAAUAAAGCAAAAGGAAGACUGGGAUGACAGCACUGUAAGUAGUUAUGUUUCAAAAAUGAGGAUGCAGAGUAGAAUGGAGGCAUCAACCAGAAGAGAAAGAGCACUGGCAUAUGCUUUCUCACAACAGCUAAGAAUCUGUUCAAAGAGAAAAUUAACAAAACACAACAGCUUGGAGUCAAAUAUGAGUUGGAGCUGGCUUGAGAGAUGGAUGGCAACACGCCUUCCAGAGACUUCAUCAGUUGAAAGCCAUGCCAUGAAGCAAUAUGAACCUUCUAAUUGUAAUCACAAAUUCACAAUCAUGACAAGAUUUUUAGAUGCUGCUGGGGAAGAAAAGGAGAGCUGCGGAUCAAAUGAGGUGCCCCUUCAUUUUGAUAACUAUUCAAUCAAUUCAGAAGAAGAAAAAGUUAGCUUCAAACCCCACACAGCAAAGACCAACUUCAAGGCUAGGAGAACCGUUUCAAGACGGAAAACAGUGCCAAGUUAUCAAUUCCAUGAAGAGCAGCAGCCAAAGGUAAGCAAGAGAGAUGGUUGGGGAAAUGCUAGCAAGGAUGUUAAGCCAAAACAAAAGCAAGCGGGAAGCAGGACAGAGAUUACAUUAAGCUCCUCGAAAGCUUCUAAUGUGUAACUUGUAAUAAAAUAAACUCUGAUAUUAUGUUUCUGGUACUAUAUUGAGAUGUAGUGGUUGGACUCUCUUGUAGAUUCUUGAUUCCAUAAUCUUAUGUGUACAUUGUACAUAAUGACAAGUGCAGGAUUGAGAUGGUUGCUUUGAUUGA